This is a messenger RNA of Lactuca virosa, 669 nucleotides long. Lineage: Eukaryota; Viridiplantae; Streptophyta; Magnoliopsida; Asterales; Asteraceae. The record is from the annotation of a GenBank genome assembly.
AAAAUAGUCCCUGUGGUAUGCAAACUUUUGGGGUUUUAGUCCAAACCACGAGUUUUUUGGAUCCAUGGUCCUUUUGGAGUGGUUUCUAUGUGGUUUUGGUCCCUGGACUUAACUCCCGUUAAGUUGGAUGUGUUAAGCCCUCUCACGUGCCUCACACGUGAGGGUAAUUUCGUCAUUUCAUAUGUUAGGGACCAUUUUUGCAUGAACGUUUUUUGGAUUAAUUCCUUUUUCCCCUCAUUUACUUUCCCCAACACUCGUCAACUCCCCAACUCCCUCCUUCUUGCUUCUGCUCCAUUGAACCUGCAAAAAACCCUCGUUGCUUAUCCAAACAAGAUAAUCGACACUACACAUACAAGGGCAUACGUUUAAUACGAAAUGGUGUUCGUAAUGUGGCAUAUCAUACCAAAACACGAAGUUGUUGAUGUAUCAACUGUAUAUGCUGGUGCACCCACAUGGUUUAGUAUUAAGCUUCAUCACGAUGGGAAAUUUACUAAGUUACCUGAUAUAAAGUACAUUGGAGGUGAAGGUAAAGUUGUCAUUGAGGAAUUACCAGAAAAUGAUGAUCAAGGGGCUAAAGUUGAGGGUCAAGUUCAUGCAGAUUCUCCAAUGAAAAAUGUGAACCAUGGUAAUGGUGAGCCUAUUGGAGGCAGCAACUUGUGUUCAUAUUGA